Molecule: messenger RNA, 6309 nt
Organism: Spirodela intermedia
Lineage: Eukaryota; Viridiplantae; Streptophyta; Magnoliopsida; Alismatales; Araceae
Source: the annotation of a GenBank genome assembly
AUGGAGGAUCUGGAAGGCAAGCCCGCCCUCAUGGGGUUCCGCAUGCCGGCGGAGUGGGAGCCGCAUGAGCAGUCCUGGAUCGGCUGGCCGGUAUGUUUCCCUCUCUCUCUCUCCCCCUUUCGCAUCCCUUUCCUCUCUCACACCCCAUUCCCUCCCCCCUCCCCCGAUGAUCGUGUCGAGCCUCCUGUUCCUCUUUGAACUCAUUUGAGACCUGUGAACUUUCGAAUAGAUUGACAGUUUCAGAAUUAAGAAGUUGAGUAUAGCCUCCUCUAGAGAAGCGACAGUGAAAAAUAUAAUGUUUUCCAUCGUCUCUUCAAUCUUCUGUCACCGGCAGAGUGCUACGUCGUGAGAUGGAUUUUACAGGAGGAUUCUUAUCGUGGGAUUAUUUCCAUGGGUCUUGUAUCUUUAUGGAUUGAUGUUCUCUUUUAUCCACCUUAAAAAAUUAAUCCAUUCUUCAAUAGAGGGAUCCUUCUGAAUCAGCACUGCUUGUAGCUGCAUCUCUCCUACUUGAAAUGCCGAUGCAGCAUUUUCCUUUCGAUUUAUCAGGUUGAGCGUUGUGCUAUCGGAUUACGAAAUGUUAUUUCAAAGCGGGGGGGAACUAAUCCAGUUUUCUUUCUACAGUUAUCUGAUUUUUUUUUAGUCCACAAUAUUCUUUCCAUUUUGAUUGUAGAUUCAGAUCCUUGCUUUUAGUUUCCCCUCACGUUCAUUUUUCCUGUUCAACCUUUACUUCCAUGUAUGCUUUAAAAUGAUGACACUGGAUUUUUAUAAUGAAUGGUAUAGAUUUAUAUGUCAUCAUAUAGCGGUCCAAAUUCUGAAAUGAAGGUUCCGGGUUUAAUAUAGAGUGAUAGAGCCUUUCCUUAAUGGGACGUUCAAGAGUGUUUUUGCCUUCUUUUGCUUCGUAUUUUCUAUUUAGUGAAUGUAAAAGGAGGAGCAAUUUUUCUUUAAUUUGACUUCUUAUCAGUAAAAAUGGGUUUCCAUAUACAUAGAGGAACGUUUUAAUGAUUUCCUCUCGAAUCCCACGCGGAGUUCUUUGACUCAGUUGUGUCUGAACGAGAGAAUUUGAACAAACACUUUUAAGUUCUGAUGUGGGCUAUUGUAAUCCCUUUAGAAAAAUAUUGAAAAUAAUUGUCAAAGAUUUACUCUCGGAUCUCACAUGAAAUUCUUUACUGAAUUGUGUGUCAAGAAGUGUCUUUGACCAAACAUGAUGAAGCCCAGGUGUAGGCUGUUGUGAUCCAUCACAUGAAGGUUCCUGAGGUAAACCCCACGAGGAAGCAGGCAGCAAUGCUGCUUAGAAGCCUCCAAUUCCCGUAAUGGGGUUGCCAUCAACAACGGUGGUGAUUUUGUCCUCGUUGCCUAGGCGAGUGGCAGAGGGUCCUCAAAUUCUAUCUCAAUGGUCCCCUUGGUUGUCUAACAAUGCGAAGGUGAAUACGAAGGGCAAGUUCUAGAUGGUUAGGACAUCUGCAAUGAGGAAUGUGGUAGGAGUGAAGUCCGAUGAGCAGGGAAGAACAUGGGGGUGUUUUGCCAUAGAAGCAUGUCAGGUACGACCAACAAAGCGGAGGAGAAUAAUGGCAUGUUGGGGCUGGGGUUCGUGGAGAUUCCUUUUGUCACCACCGAUAAUCCCUCAUCUCCGUCUAUCUGUAUCUUUCGCUCGCUUUACCUCUAUCUGUGCUCUCCCUCUUCACCCCGUGUAGCAGUCUUCCCUCAUACCAUUCUCUCUUAAGGUUCUUCCAAUUCUUUUCGUGAGACUUUUGGGACUCUGAAAUGAUAGCAAUAGAUCUCACAUAAAAGUGUUUUCUUUAUUCGAUUGGGUCUGAAAGGAGUCUUUGACAGAACAGAGCGCACUGUGAAGUCCAGAUUAUAGAUAAAGCCCCUACACCUUGUAUCUUCUCCUCUAUGGUGAAGGGUUCAUUGGACAUAGAAGAUGAUAGGGAGGCUAUCAUAAAUGUACACAAAAUCUUAGGGGUUUCCUCUGCAUGUACCCGAUUCAUUCACAGGCAUCCGGAAAAUGGAAUAAAUUACUCUUGAUGUAGUGAUUAAAAGAAUUAUUCCUAUGAUGAACAGUUAUGAUGAUAGAUUAAACGGGCAGGAAAAGGUGACAAACGGAAUAAAGGGCUUUGAACCGCAUAUAGGAUGGUCUCUUUUGUGGGACUAUUUACCACCCUUCACUUGCGGAGAAAACGAUCAGAGAAUAGUCACAGAUUUCUGUAAAUAAAUUAUGAUUAUCCAUCUUGUAUGCUUCAGAUAUUAGUUCAUGAUUCUUCUGGGCCAUUUAUAACGAGAUCGUGUAUGAAUUUUUCCAUAGGAGCGAGUGGAUAACUGGCGGGAUGAUGCACUGCCUGGUCAACGCGCAUUUAUCGAAGUGGCAGCAGCUAUUUCUAGGUUUGAGCCCGUAACCCUCUGCGCCAUCGCUUCCCAGGUUGGUGGUCCUCUAAUGCUGUUCAUUUGUGUGGACUUGAUACUUCAUUGAUCUCUCUCCGUUUUCUUCCUUGAGUCGGACAUUGUCAUGCGAAAAGCCCACGCCCCCCCUACUCCCGGUUGACUUGAUAUCAGUAGGGGGAAGCCACAUGGAACAGGUGUUUGAACAUCCAGACUGGACCCGACAAUGCCCAGAUCCUGGCCAAGAUGAGCAUUGGGAUGGGCCUAGAUUUGGGGUGGUAGCCAUCUAGUCCAGGACCCAAGACAACAAACACACAAGUUUCUUUAUGAGCAAUUUCCAAAUGAGUUGACUGUGUCAAUCCCAGGUCAAUUGUUAUAUUCAAAAACACAUUAAUGAUCAGAAUGCCCUUUGGAGUUAGAUCUGAGAUCAGGGGAGUUAUCAUCAGGUUGGGGAUACCUAUGCUUAUUUAUUCAACAGCGGAUUUUUUUUCCAUUUAUCAAUUUUUUUGGGUUUUGAUUUGCAAUAAAAACCUUGCUUAACUGAUCACUUACUGGAUAACAUAUUAUAAAUUUUUCGUGAUCCUUCUAGUAUAUAAAAGCCUGUCGUAUGGUGCCUGCUGGCGCUAACAUAAGGGUGGUGGAAAUGAGCAUGAAUGACUCCUGGUUUCGUGAUACUGGACCUACAGUGAGUUUCUCUCCCCUUAUUCAAUUUCCUAUCAUUCCAUAGUUAAAGUUUUCAAUGUAUGAGGCUUUUACUGGCAAGACAGCGGUUCAUAGCUUAAACUGAUGUCCUUAGCGAUUAGUUUCUUGUUAGGAGUUCAAGUGCAAAAUGUGCUGAAGGCCAAACUGCGGGCAUAGAUUGGACUUUCAAUUGCUGGGGUGGUGAGAACCAAUGACCUCUUCUUUUUUCGUUUCCUCCAGAAAUAUGUUUAUAAUUGGAUAUCUGUGAACAGUAUGCAUGAUCUUUGUUGAAAAAAAUUGUCAAUUUCGGAUCAGAAUUAGCCAUCAGAACUGGUAAAUUUUACUCCACCCUGAGAAUAUCCAUAAUAAUAUUACAGAGUCGACCUUGAGUUGCAGACAAGAAUGAGAUUCUCUCUCUCUCUUGUUAGAAACAUGUGCACAUAGCUCUUCUGCUGGUGCCUAGCUGUCAUCUUUCUCUUUCUUUCUUCUUCUUUUCUCCCUGAAUCCUUCAAUGGCCAAGAUGUCUGCGGAAGGCCCCGGAUUAUCUUCAGAUGGGCAUGUGAAAAGCAAUAAGUUAUAACUAAUUGGUUGCUAUGAUAAUCAAAACCUGGUUCAAAAGAGUUUUAAUUUUCUCUCUCCACGUAAAUGAAUACCUUCCUGCUUGCAUUAAUUUCGAAGUAAGGACACGUCAGUACAAUUCUCCUCAGCCUGUGAUGAGUAAAUGCUACAUUUUUUCCUUUUCUGGUCGUUCUCUGGCAUCAAAGGUUAUUUCGUCUGUCAAACAUCCAGAACAGGCUGUUGUUUCCCUUAAAAUUUGGAGCUCAGGUGGGGCGACGCGUUUACACUUUGGGCAUCUGAUUGUGUGCAGGGUCGGAAGCAUGCUACAGUGACUGGAGCCUUGAUUCCCUUGUGGCAAAGAAGGUCUUUUAAACUUUUUCAUCUCUAUCUCCGUAUAUAUUAGUUGACUUCCUCAAAUUCAACUGUCCUCAUCAUCAGAUCCUUGCCUUGGAGAGGAUCCCUAGGUUUCGACAUCAGAUGGUUCUUGAGGGUGGAAGCAUCCAUGUCGACGGAGAAGGUGAAAACGUUUUACUCUACAUCCAAUUACUGAACCCUGUUGUUAUCUUGCACCAUGGCGACAAGAAAAUAUCUAGAAAUAUUACUCACAUCCUUUUUUUUUUAUGAUUAUUAGAAAAAAAUAGUCUUUCAAGAAUAUUAUUUCACAUUUUAUCCGAUCUAUAAUGUCCAUACCUCUAUAGGUCUUUUUUAUUCAAGAAUACUGCAAGUGUGGGCAUCAGGAACACCAAUUUAUGGAAAAUUUAGGAAUAUCCAAGAGAUUAGAAGGGGUAGCAGCUGCUAUGAAAUGAACAUAUUGUAGGGUAUCAGUUAGUUUAUUGCAAUAAUAUUCAUUUAUUUUUGCGAAUAUAAGCAUUUAUCUCUUUGAAGAACAUCAGAACUCGAAAUUCGAUCUUAAUUUUGUAUAUCCUUGGCUAAAAUAGUUCCUUUCCUCAUUUCUGAUUUACCUCCCUGCAGGGACCUGCAUCACGACUGAGGAAUGCCUGCUGAAUCCAAAUCGGAACCCAGAUAUGAGCAAGGUGGAGAUAGAGAACGAAUUGAAGAUUUAUCUCGAUCUUCAGAAGGUCAUUUGGUUGCCCAGAGGCCUCUACGGUAGGCAUGCUUUUGCAGCAAAUUCUGAUGUUGCGCUUUUAUUUUCUGUUUAUGGGCUCUCUAUUUUCAUCGAAAGAUUAUUUAUCAUCUCCAAAAAGUUGAUCACGAUGAAAAUUUAGAGUUGACCAUUAAAAGGAUGGUGUUCAAUGCCAGUAUUUAUAAAAAUAAAUUAUCCAUGUCCAGAAAGGAUAAAAUUUCUGUUUUUCCUUAAUGAGAAAAUUAUCCAUGAUUCAUCAAGUAUCUGAUUUUGACUUUUGUCAUGUCCUAGUCAGCUAAUGUGGCCUAAUUGGAAGGGAUUUUCUGAAGAAAAUCAACAUGGUAAUUCAACAGGAUUUUCUUGAAUGCUCAUGCCCUGAUCCAACCAACUCAAUUCUUAGUUCCCAUCUUGCUGCUGUCCUUGUGCUUCAUCCAUGAUGGAUGUGGCCUCUUGAAAUAGUUCUCUUUAAUCUCUCUCUCUCUCUCUCUCUCUCCCGCUAGAUUAUAUAUAUAAUAUAUAUAUAUUGGCACUUUUGAAUUGUUGUUUCUGAAUAUAAAAGCUUGUUGCAGGGGACGAGGAUACCAACGGUCAUGUGGACAACAUGUGCUGCUUUGUUAGACCUGGCGUGGUCCUGCUAGCUUGGACUGACGACGAGGCCGACCCUCAGUAUGAGAGGUCUAUCGAAGCCUUUUCAGCCCUUGCUGGCUCCACUGAUGCUAAGGGGAGGAAGCUUGAGAUAGUCAAACUCCACAUACCAGGCCCGAUCUACAUGACUGAAGAAGAGGCGAAGGGCAUCAAAAACUCCGUGGGUCAAAUACCUCUCGCAUAAUUAUUCGCCGUUUUACUUCUCAUAAACCACGCUCUCUCUCUCAUAUAGUUUGCCACAAUUUGAUUUUUUUAUUUUACUAUAUAUAUAUCUCAUUCUCCCAUAUUAUUAGUCACGGCUAUCUUUUAAAAUAUAGACUCUCCCAUAAAAACAGUCUCAGAUUUAACAUCUUUCCAGCUGUGUAUUUAUUGAGUCCCAUUUAAUAUAUUUUAGAUUAUUCUCCUGCUCCUAUAAUUAGUCUCAAUUUGAGCGUCAAGAAAACUGCCGCAUCUCUCAUUCAAUCUCCUUUCAACUUCACUAUCUCCGAUUUAGCUGCAUCAUAUUCUGAUUGAUCUUGGUUAUGACUGAUAGCUGGGAAAUGCAAAGCCCCGAUUGGCGGGCACCCGACUCGCCGCCUCAUACAUCAAUUUCUACAUCGUCAAUGGUGGAAUAAUCGCACCUGCAUUUGGAGAUGAAAGAUGGGAUAAUGAAGCCUACCGUGUACUCUCCACCAUGUUUCCAAAGCAUGAGGUGAAUACAAUCACCCUUUUUUUCUCAAUAAACCUGUAUAUAUAUUCUUCUUUAUUAGGAAACAGUGGCUUUCAUAUAUGAUGAACUAAGAAUAGUAUAUUCCAAAAGAUUGGGUUUAGGGAUUUUGUGUUGAUGAUGAAGCGUCCUCCCUCUCAAUGGGUCUCAGGUUGUGAUGAUUCAAACGGCAAGGGAGAUCAGCUUAGCUGGUGGGAACAUACAUUGCAUCACUCAGCAGCAACCCUCUUCUCAGUGCAAGAAUCUCAAAGGAGAAUGA